Fraxinus pennsylvanica is the source of this 1224-nucleotide messenger RNA. Lineage: Eukaryota; Viridiplantae; Streptophyta; Magnoliopsida; Lamiales; Oleaceae. The record is from the annotation of a GenBank genome assembly.
AUGAUGCAGAUCCUUCAUGGUAUGAGGAAAAAAAUUGUGUCCUUCUUUAUUCCAAGAAAGAAGGAAGAACAAGAAAAAUCAUUGCAUUUUCAGAAGAAUGGAGGUGCGCUAUUAGAGGAGCUUGUCACCACCUUUGGUGCAAGAUAUAAGAACCCUAUCCGUAACAUAAGCGCAAACGAGCUCAUCAGGGCAACACAAGGCAGGCAUCUUCGAAUUGACAUGUCAAAUGAUUUUGAUUUCAUGUCGACAGGUUCAUGGGAAGAACGCCCUAUUUUAGUCAGGAGAUGCACUGGUCGGAUCCUCAAAGAAACCGUUCGCGAUAUAGCAGUUACUUCACAGAUGAGCCACCACAAGAAUGUGUUGAAACUCAUUGGCUGCUGCACGGAAUUUGAGAGUCCAGCACUCAUUUACGAAUAUUCAGGAACUGAUUUGCUUUCUGAUCUUCUCCAUGAACCAAGAAAUCAUCGAAUACUGUCGUGGAAAAGCAGAUUACGGAUUGCAAAUGACAUUGCGAAUGCAAUUGCUUAUCUUCACACUGUAUUUCAAACUCCACUCAUUUAUAGAGGGCUUGAUCCAGGUAAAAUCAUCGUGGACAACAAUGACAUCGCGAAACUAUUUGAUUUCUCAUUAUGCAUUUCACUUCCUCCUGGAGAAUUGCACGUCGAAGUUGAAGGUCAAGUUGGGAGACUCAAUUCUCUUGAUACUACACCAUAUUCUCGUUUUAUAACUCAAAAAACCGAUGUUUAUAGUUUUGGUGUGCUUAUGCUUAUGCUUUUAACGGGUCAAAGAGCGAUGUGGAGAGAUCAAGAAGGUAAGCUUAUAAAUAUUGUGGUUUUUGUCAAUAAACAGCUCAACCAAAUUGUAGAUCCUCAUGUUUUGAGUGAGGGCGGAGGGAAUGAGCAAAACUGGCAAUACAGGGCUUUCCUGGAUCUUGCCUUGUGUUGCAUAAAACCCGAGAAGGAUGAUAGGCCGGAAAUGAUUGAAGUUGCGAAAGAACUCAAACGGAUAUCAAAGUGCAUUCAUACAGAGGAAGUGUUUCAGGAUGUGAAUCAUAUACUGAAUUCACCAAAUUCCUAUGUUUAUUAUGCAGUUUUCAUUGGUAUACUGUUGAUAGGACUUGUGAUUAUUCGUUCUUUAAGAGUUUCUAGAGUCGAGUUGUCAGUCAAACAGCUGCCGCCAGUACAAGGUGAGGUACUGAAGAUUAUUAACAACUAUGAACUAUGA